CAUGUGACCAGUUCAGUAGCGUAUGUGCUUAUUGUCUGUUUGUUUGGUGAUCUCAAUCUGCCUUUUGUUGCAGGGAAUAAAAAGUCACUUCAAAUUAAAAUGUAUAGUUUCACAGCUUUAACAUAUGGUAUGGGGAGGGUUGGAUCAAUGUCUUUCACAACACGUUUCAGUUUGAUGUUUCACGUUUGGUUCAUAUUAUCAGGAAUAUUUGGCGAGCUAUUUGCUUUUAAUGUUAAUCUGGAUAAUGUACAGAUUCUGAAAGAUAGCAGUGGACACGGAAACUUGUUUGGAUAUAGUGCAGCCCUCUAUACGUCAGAUGAUGGUGGCAUCGAUGCAAUGAUUGGAGCCCCCAAUCGUAGUACAAUUAGAACCGAGGAUAAGUAUGCAAAAGGAAAAGUCGUUAUUUUCAAAAACAUAUUAAAUGAAACCAAACGAACUGAAGAGGAGUUUUAUUACAAAAAUCCAGCAGAUUACAACACAGAUUCAUCAGACGAGGGCUUUGGUUCAACAGUUGUUGCAGCUGAUUCUAGUCAUGCUUUAGUGUGUAGCCCUGCUUUAAAGGACUCUCGAAAUCCCACCUAUACCUUAACACUCGGAAGAUGUACACUGCGCGGACAUCAAAGCAACUUGGACAUAAAUCCAUAUUUUUCUUACAAUCGAUCAGACUACCAUACAAAGAUUGAUGAAAGACGUUACUUAUUAAAUGGAUUGGCCACCUCGGGCUUUUCGGCUGAUAUAGACGAGAAAUUUAUAGUAAUUGGAGCUCCUGGAGUUUUGAAUUUUGAAGGUUCUGUUUUUGGUUAUGACCUCACUACUAAUUUUAGCUUCAAUUUGAUGGUCAAGGUUGUAAACAAUUUGAAUAAUACAAGCUAUGGUUAUAUAGGCUAUUCUAUCAAGUUGGGCAGAUUCUGUGGUAAACGCGCCAGCUCGUUUUGUGCCGCCACAGGUGCACCUGGAAUGUUUAAUAUUGGGCAGGUUAGAUUAUUGAAACGUAGUCCGAAGAAACCAAAGAAUGAACAGAUUCAAGUCUUGCAAAGAAUCAGGGGACCAAAUAUGUGGUCAAGAUUCGGCCACUGUCUCGGUGUUGUGAAUAUAAAUAAUAAUCCAUACGAUGAUCUUCUGGUGGGUGCCCCACUUUACACUGAGUGGUCUGACCCAGACCAUGUUCCAGAUCAAGGAAUGGUUUUCAUAUAUCAUUACAGUGAACAGAGCAAGAAAUAUGAACAAGAAAAUGUCUUCUUAGAUGGAUCAAAGUUACCAUAUGCAAGAUUCGGAUCAGCCUUAACGGAUAUCGGAGACAUUAAUCUCGACGGAUUUGUAGAUCUUGCUGUUGGAGCUCCUGGAGAAACUGAUGGAGCUGGAAGUAUUUACAUUUACUUGGGAUCUUUAAAUGGAUUUGUUAAUGUACCAAGUCAAAGAAUUCAAGCCUCGCAGAUUUCCAGUACAUUAAGAGGUUUUGGAUUCGCUUUUUCAAACAAACAAGUUCCACCAAAUAAGAAAUACCCAGUGUUCGCAGCGACAUCCGUUCUUAGUGAAACAGUGGUUGUUUUUACGUACAAGUCAAUCGUGGACGUUGAGGCGACACUUACAGCCACACCCAAUCCAGUAAACACUACACUUCCAAGUCCCUGUAAUACAACUGACUCAAGAGAAUUACAGGAGACAUGCAUUCAAGUCAAAUUCUGUUUGAGGUAUACAAUUAGAGGUGAAACAUUCCGAGCAAUCAAUUUCUCCAUUCAAUUGGCUAUUGACACUAAAAUCAAAGCAGUCAAUAAUAAACGUUCUAUGUUUACAACCAACAACAAUCAAUUCAUGGAAACAGUUAAAACGUACCUAAAAGUCGGUACAGAAAAUGAGGACGAAUGUUCUAAUUUUGAAGCAGUACUUCGAAAGGCUCAAAUAAACAAAGACAGAUUUACACCAAUUAUUAUUGUUGCAAACUUCAGUAUAGAGCCUCUCCAGAAUGCAACUAAUGAUUUAACUCUGGAUGAAACUAAAGCUAAAAAUAGAACUUUGGAAGUGACAUUUGUUAAGGAUUGUGGUCCUGAUGCCAAAUGUGAAGUUGAUCUUUCGGUUAAUGCUACUUUCACAUUACAGCCUUCAAACACACGAUGGACCCAUCUUGUGGUCAAUCUGACUCAGGAAAUCAAUUUGAAAAUCGUCGUCAAGAAUAAAAAUGACCCAUCCUAUGGCACUGUGGCUAUGAUUGAGCUGGAUUCUUAUGUACCAUUCAUCAAAGCAAAAUCAGAUCGUAACUGUGUGAUUGGGGCCACUAAUACAACGGACAUUUCCUUAACGACAGAUAAGUUAGGGAUAUGUUGCAUCUUCUAUGAACCACUAGAAAAUACUGGUGAAAUCUCAUUUGAUAUAUCCUUCCAAAUUGAUGAAGUGGAUUUAACGCGUGACUUGAAGGCAACGAUUGAGGUCAAGCCUAACAGCCCAGAAUACAACCCAGAAAUGUACAGAGCAGAUAACUCUUACGUGGUCGAAGCUCCACUUUAUAUUGUAGCUAGUAUUGCGCUCGAAAGUUCCUCAACACCACCAGAACAUAUUGUUUAUGAUGCCAAGAACUCUUCCAGCCACGCCCAUGAUGAAGAGCAAAGUUUAUUUAAUGUCACUCACAAAAUUCUAAUCAGAAAUAAUGGUCCAAGUUUUCUUCCGAAAACUGAGAUUCUGGUGGAGGUGCCAAUGUAUUUAUUUAAUGAGACUCAGUUGGUAAUAAGCACAGAUGUGAAGAUGUCCACACCGUCAGGGGAAGUCCAUUGCCACUCAAACGCAGAUAUUGAUCCAAAUUUUGUAGAAACGACAACAUUAGAAGAGACUGAUAAUCAAGAUCAUGAAGAAGCGAAAAGAAAGCGAAGAUCGGUGGAUAACAAAGAUAACGGAAAAAUUACUUCUUUGAGAUGCCGGGACAAUAACAAUCUGUGUCAGUUAUUCACUUGUCUGUUGAAUACCAACCUAGAGUCCAAAAGCUAUGCUGAGAUAAAUGUCACUAUGGUUUUAGAUUUAUCUCGAAUGUACAUCAGAGAGGAAUUCCAAACUCUUCAGCUAGUUAGCGAUGUGAUUGUCAAAGAACCCAAACACCCUCAAUUCAAAUGCUGGGGAGCCGACCAACGUCACGAGACGAUAACACAAUUCCACUUCAUGGAGUCUGUCAGUAAGAUAAAUAUCUGGAUUAUCAUUGGAAGUGUCAUAGGUGGACUGGUUCUCAUUACAAUCAUCGUCAUCAUUCUAUGGAAGGUUGGAUUUUUUAAGCGCACCAAACAUUGGGAAGUUCAGAGGCAGAAAAGAGAAAGCAUGAGGAUGGCACAGGAAGUAAACCUAAUCCCAAAGUCUGAAGAUGAAAUACUAGACAGUACUUCUACUGAAAACUUGGACGAGAUGUUUAUUUAGUCGGAGAAGUUUUUGUAAAAAUUUUAACCUUGGAGUUUUAAGAAAUAAAAUCACAUUUUUAUUAAUGUAUUAUUUUUUAAAGAAAAUUAAUCACAUUUUUAUUUUGUAUUGAAAAUUGGAAAAUAAAUGAGCUUAAUGGAGAUUCCGAUCCAUGACGAAUAAGUGUACACAGCUAAAAUUGUGUGUAUCUGUGUAGAGAAUGUAGACAAUUUUGAUAUAUACCUUGUACUGUAGGAUACCUUUUUUGUGCGCUGUUAAAUCAAAUAUUUAAGCUUUUUGUCUGGUAGCAUAAAGUGAACUUUCAAGAUGGCGCCCUUGACAUUGUUCAAUUUGUCUCUUUAUUUCAAAUUUUAUUUAUUUCAAAUUUAUUUAAAUCAAAUGUAUGUAUAUCAAAUUUAUUUCAAAUUUAUGUAUAUCAAAUGUAUUUAUUUCAAAUUGUGUACCUAUCUCCAUGUCUUUAUUUUCUGACAUUUUUCUUGACAAAACCUUAUACCUCCUCCACGUUUUCUCUUCUGUUAUUAUGCUAUUAUGUUAUUUCAUUGUGUUACUUCAAGAAUGUAAAGCGGAAUUGAAAAGAUGAACACGUAAAUAAAGAGGAGAGUACUGUGUUGAAAGUUUGUCAUGUUAAUCCCCAAUUAUAGCUGGUUUUUAGCGGUCCCUGAAAGGUAGUAUUUUAGAUCAUUCAAAGUUCUGAUGCAACUGUUACUUUUCUUUUCCUGAAAGCGAAAAAUUGAGUUUAAGUUUCUUUGUCAACUAUUAGCUCAAGAAUAACAACCGGAGUACAUAAUAAUUUGAGAUUAUUCAAGAUUUUUUAUGUGUAUGUCUUUUCUCAUAUGCCAUUGGUCGAAUUUUACGACAGACAAUUGUUUUAUUGUUGUUGUUGUUUGAUAUUAAACUUGUAUAAACUGUGUAAGAAUAUAAUAAAUCUUUAAUUCGUAACUAACAAUUAAAGGUUUU
This is a messenger RNA of Biomphalaria glabrata, 4350 nucleotides long. RefSeq names its product integrin alpha-V-like. Gene Ontology annotation, molecular function: integrin binding. Gene Ontology annotation, biological process: cell adhesion mediated by integrin; cell-matrix adhesion; cell-cell adhesion. NCBI's taxonomy places the organism in Eukaryota, Metazoa, Mollusca, Gastropoda, Planorbidae. The transcript has 26 exons. The coding region runs from base 100 to 3393 and encodes 1097 amino acids. The record is from RefSeq and is a predicted model, not a curated record. Gene Ontology annotation, cellular component: external side of plasma membrane; integrin complex.